This is a messenger RNA of Mastomys coucha (southern multimammate mouse), 3025 nucleotides long. RefSeq names its product heterogeneous nuclear ribonucleoprotein U like 1 (gene Hnrnpul1). Bases 1 to 2580 code for a protein of 859 amino acids. The record is from RefSeq and is a predicted model, not a curated record. NCBI's taxonomy places the organism in Eukaryota, Metazoa, Chordata, Mammalia, Rodentia, Muridae. The transcript has 16 exons. Gene Ontology annotation, molecular function: protein binding.
AUGGAUGUGCGUCGCCUGAAGGUGAAUGAACUUCGCGAGGAGCUGCAGCGCCGCGGCCUGGACACUCGCGGCCUGAAGGCCGAGCUUGCUGAGCGGUUGCUGGCGGCGCUAGAGGCCGAGGAGCCCGAAGACGAACGGGAGCUUGAGGCUGACGACGAACCGGGGUUACCUGGGCACAACAACGAGGAGGUCGAGACCGAGGGGGGCUCCGAGCUGGAGGGGACCGCGCUGCCACCGCCGCCCGGGCUGCAGCCGCACCCGGAGCCCGGCGGCUACUCGGGGCCGGACGGACAUUAUGUCAUGGACAAUAUUACCAGACAGAACCAAUUCUAUGAGACACCUGUCAUCAAGCAAGAAAAUGAGUCAAGCUAUGAUAGGAGACCACUAGACAUGGAGCCACAGCAGCAAGCAUAUCGCCCAGAAUUGAAGACAGAAAUGAAGCAAGAAGCUCCACCUAGCUUCCUCCCCCCUGAUGCCUCGCAGCUCAAGACAGACCGACCACAAUUCCAGAAUCGAAAGAGGCCUUUUGAAGAGAAUCGAGGCCGUGGGUACUUCGAGCACCGAGAGGAUCGAAGGGGCCGUUCUCCUCAGCCUCCUGCUGAAGAGGAUGAAGAUGACUUUGAUGACACCCUUGUUGCCAUUGACACAUAUAACUGUGACCUGCACUUCAAAGUGGCCCGAGACCGGAGUAGUGGCUAUCCAUUGACGAUUGAGGGCUUUGCAUACCUGUGGUCAGGAGCCCGUGCCAGCUAUGGGGUCAGAAGGGGGCGUGUGUGUUUUGAAAUGAAGAUCAAUGAGGAAAUCUCUGUGAAGCACCUUCCAUCUACAGAGCCCGACCCCCACGUUGUCCGUAUUGGCUGGUCCUUGGACUCUUGCAGCACUCAGCUAGGUGAAGAGCCUUUUUCCUAUGGUUAUGGAGGCACAGGGAAGAAGUCUACCAAUAGCCGCUUUGAAAACUACGGAGACAAAUUUGCAGAGAACGAUGUGAUUGGCUGCUUUGCGGACUUUGAAUGUGGAAAUGAUGUGGAGCUUUCUUUUACCAAGAAUGGCAAGUGGAUGGGCAUUGCCUUCCGAAUUCAGAAAGAAGCCUUAGGGGGUCAGGCCCUCUACCCUCAUGUUCUGGUGAAGAAUUGUGCUGUGGAAUUUAACUUUGGGCAGAGAGCGGAGCCCUACUGUUCUAUUCUCCCAGGGUUCACAUUCAUCCAGCACCUUCCCCUCAGUGAGCGGAUACGGGGCACCAUUGGACCAAAGAGCAAAGCAGAGUGUGAGAUUCUGAUGAUGGUAGGCCUGCCUGCUGCCGGCAAGACCACGUGGGCCAUCAAACACGCAGCCUCCAACCCUUCCAAGAAAUACAACAUUCUGGGUACCAAUGCCAUCAUGGAUAAGAUGCGGGUGAUGGGCCUGCGUAGGCAGCGGAACUAUGCUGGCCGCUGGGAUGUCCUGAUCCAGCAGGCCACUCAGUGCCUCAACCGUCUUAUUCAGAUUGCUGCCCGCAAGAAACGAAACUAUAUCCUAGAUCAGACAAAUGUUUAUGGGUCAGCUCAGAGACGGAAAAUGAGACCAUUUGAAGGCUUCCAACGGAAAGCUAUUGUAAUCUGUCCAACUGAUGAGGACCUAAAAGACCGCACAGUAAAGCGAACUGACGAAGAAGGCAAAGAUGUCCCAGAUCAUGCAGUCUUAGAAAUGAAAGCCAACUUCACUUUGCCUGAUGUUGGGGACUUCCUAGAUGAGGUUCUGUUCAUUGAGCUCCAGCGAGAGGAAGCAGACAAGUUGGUGAGGCAAUACAAUGAGGAAGGCCGGAAGGCUGGCCCACCCCCUGAAAAGCGCUUUGACAACAGAGGUGGUGGCUUCCGAGGCCGUGGGGGUGGCGGCGGUUUCCAGCGUUACGACAACCGAGGCCCUCCUGGAGGCAACCGAGGAGGCUUCCAGAACCGGGGAGGUGGUAGUGGCAGUGGUGGUGGAGGAGGCAACUACCGAGGAGGUUUCAACCGCAGUGGAGGUGGUGGCUACAACCAAAACCGCUGGGGUAACAACAACCGGGAUAACAACAACUCCAACAACCGAGGCAGCUAUAACCGGGCUCCUCAGCAACAGCCGCCACCACAGCAACCACCGCCACCACAGCCGCCACCACAGCAACCACCGCCACCACCUAGCUAUAGCCCUGCUCGAAACCCUCCGGGAGCCAGCAGCUACAACAAAAACAGCGGCAUCCCUGGCUCCAGCGCCAGUACCAGCACCCCUACAGUGAGCAGCUACAGCCCUCCACAGCCAAGUUACAGCCAGCCGCCCUACAACCAAGGAGGCUACACCCAGGGCUACACAGCCCCACCACCUCCACCUCCACCACCACCUGCCUACAACUAUGGGAGCUAUGGCCCCUACAAUCCUACCCCCUAUACACCACCCCCACCCCCCACUGCCCAGACCUACCCUCAGCCGAGCUAUAACCAGUAUCAGCAGUACGCCCAGCAAUGGAGCCAGUACUAUCAGAACCAGAGCCAGUGGCCGCCAUACUACGGGAACUACGACUAUGGAGGCUACUCAGGCAGCACGCAGGGGGGCACAAGCACACAGUAGCAGGUGCUAGAGCCUUCAGAGGCUCUUGCCGGCUGCUUCUACUAGCACCCUUUUUUCCCCUCUUGAGUCCUGUGGUGCUGGGGACAGAGUUAUCCCAGGGCUGCCUCUCUCUAGCCCACUUCUUCCAGAGGGGCUUCUCUCUUCAUACAGGCCAGGCAUUUUUCUCUCUGGAUUCAAACAGGCAACAAUGACCUUUUCUUUUAUCUUUGCCCCUUCCACUUCCUCCUACCCCUGCCUUUUUAACUGAAGAAUCCUCUCCCUUGCUUACCCACUGAGGCCACAGUGACUGGGGAGGAUCCUUGCCUGUUGCCCCUUCCUACUCUGCUUUUUAGCCCCUUGGCUUCCCAGACUCUCACGCAGUUGGUUGUAAAUUCUUCCAGGAGCUGUUUUACUGUCUACUUUUCAGGAUUUAAAAAAAAAAAAAUUUCAAAAACUUAAAAAAAAA